Molecule: messenger RNA, 938 nt
Organism: Spodoptera exigua (beet armyworm)
Lineage: Eukaryota; Metazoa; Arthropoda; Insecta; Lepidoptera; Noctuidae
Source: the annotation of a GenBank genome assembly
AUUUUAAGCAAUUUAAUUAUUUUUCACAUAUUCACUGUCUACUUUCUAGUUAUUAGUCUAAACACAAGUUUACUCUCGUUGAACACAUAUUUUGACAACCGGUGGUGACGGUAUAGCUUUCUUGAAUAUGAAUUACCUUCAGAAAAUAAUGACGAUCUAUCAAUAGUCCAAAUUGCAUUGUUUUAAUACAAUUGAUAAUGGCCUUUUGUUUUUUCUAACAAAUCUGAAGUUAUAAGGGAAAGUAAAUGUACGUACGUACUAGUUUAGUCCUUAGAAUUAUGUGACGAUGAUGUCUUAUUUGUAUACUCUAUUUGUGGUCCUUUGUGGAGUUAGUUUUGCUCAUGCUGCCGUAGACUGCAGAGUAACUGGAGCUGGUCGUUUUGCUGACUUGGCCGACGAGAAAUGCAAGAACUACACACUGUGCAUCUACGUAAAGGCUACAGACAGUUACCUUGCAUAUAACACAGUCUGUCCUAGCAUAUCAGUGUUCAACCCGUUGAUAUCUAAGUGUACAUCUCCAACGAAUUACGCGUGCAACUUCACCGUCAAUAUACCGAGACCUUCACCUUCUACUAUUUGUAUCUCAGACGGUUACAUGCCAGAUCCCGAACCUACGAAUUGUGCUACUUACAUACAAUGUGUGAAGAUCAAAGGUGUCUUUACUCAGUUGAGGCAUCGAUGUCCAGAAUUCACGUAUUACAAUCCCAACACUACGCUGUGUGAGUCUAAUUACACCUGUACCGACUUCAGUUGCGUGGCGCCCGGCAGAAUCGCGGAUAAGGCGGACUUCACAUGCCGCAAAUAUUACUACUGUGUGCAGUUAUUUAAUGGGACUUUUGCUCAGUUCAAGUACACGUGCCCCGCAGAUUCAGUGUUUAAUCCCAUCACUAAACUUUGUACAACACACUAUUCGUGCAGUUAAGGUGUUUUUGUAAUAU